Caenorhabditis angaria is the source of this 2731-nucleotide messenger RNA. Lineage: Eukaryota; Metazoa; Nematoda; Chromadorea; Rhabditida; Rhabditidae. The record is from the annotation of a GenBank genome assembly.
UUGACAAAAAGGUAAAUAUGAAAAUUAUCUUCCUCUUUUCAAAUAAUUUCAAAAUUUUUAAGAGAGUUCUACUCGUUGAUCCGGAAAAAGUUCGAAAACAACAUAUUGCGACAAAAUCGGCAACAUGAGCGGAAAUUUGAAUUUGACGGGUCAUUUGGUCCUACAUCAUUGCAGGUAGACAUUUUUCAAAGAUCCUAGAUUGAUUAGAUUUUUAAUUAGGAAGAUGUUCAUGAAACCACAACUGGUCCGAUCAUUGAUUCAGUGAUAAAUGGAUAUAAUGCGACUGUUUUUGCGUAUGGACCAACUGGAUCAGGAAAAACUUAUACAAUGAUUGGAACUAAGGAUCGACCCGGUUUGAUGACUUUGAUGACAAAAACACUCUAUGAAAAAUUGGAUAGUCAAUACCAAGUUCUAUUAUCUUAUAUGGAAAUAUAUAACGAGGUUAUAAGAGAUCUUCUCGAUCCAAAUGUUAGAGAUCUUGAUUUACUAGAAGAUGAAAAUGGAAAUAUUCGAGUUCCUGGAUUAUCAUCAGUUAGAGCUCCAAAUUUAUCACGGGUUGGUUUUAUUUACUGCUAGUAUCUGUGGAAAUUUUUUAAAUAGUUUUGAACUUGCCUCUUUUCCGCAAGUUCAGAAGCAGCAGCAGCACAUAAAUUCCCAUUUUCAGAUAAUGCAAAUUCUGCAAGAAGGCAAUCUACGACGCACUCAAGAAGCAACAAUGGCAAAUAAGACGAGCUCAAGAAGUCACGCAUUGCUUCAGGCAAGGAUUUUCUUUUUGGUCACGCCCUUGAACGACGUUCACGGUCCAAAUCCACCGUGGAAAAAUAGAAAAAGAACAAAGUUCACAAGAUUUUUGAUUUUUUGAACUGUCACUACACAGUAAAUUAAAAUUAUUUUCAGGUUAUGAUUGUCAAAAAUAAUAGUCUACACAGUAAAUUAUUCAUGAUUGAUUUGGCUGGUUCGGAAAGAGCAUCAAAUACACAUAAUCGAGGGAUUCGAUUGAAAGAAGGUGCUGCGAUUAAUCGAUCGUUGCUUGCAUUGGGAAAUGUUAUCAAUAGUUUGGCUUCGAGUAAUUUGUUUUUUUUUUCGAAAAAUAAUAGUUUCUGAUGGUUUUUCAGAAACUACAAAAUACGUGAAUUACCGAGAUAGCAAAUUGACAAGAUUGUUGAAAGAUUCAUUGGGUGGAACUGCUAGAACUUGUAUGAUUGCUCAUGUUACACCAUCAAGUUUGAAUUUUGAGGAGACUUAUAACACAUUGAUGUAUGCGUCAAGAGCUAUGAAUAUAACAAAUAAGGUAGGCUUGAUCGAGUUUCGAAAAAAAAAAAGUUUCAAUUUUACAGAUAUCAAGAAAUCGGCCAGCUUCAGCAGAUCAAGUAUAUGAUGAAACGAUGGCUAAAAUCCGCAAAGAACUAGGAAGCCGAAUGAAAAACUCAUCAUCAGUCACUGCUUGUGAGUUACUCCACUACCCACCUUCUUUUUAUAAUUCUACUCGCCUCAAACCAACUUUUCUCUUUACAGUAUCAAUAAAAAGCACGGAGCCCAAAAAUGGCAAUGGAAUUCUACGAACUCGACCCAAAUCAAUGUCUCGAAAUAGUAGUUUAAAUCGAAGUUCGACUCAAAUCGAAAAGAAAGGUGUUAGUCUUUUCAGUCAAUUGAAAGAGCAAUUUAUGACGUUGAAUGACAAACAGAAGAGAUUACGGUUUGUUUGAUCUUUUUUCUAAAAAAAAUUAGACGGAAUAAUUCAGAGAGAAGUUAAUGCAAGUGAAUCAAGAGGCAUAUUCAAUUGAGAUGUCAAUGAUUUCAAAAAACGCAAUAAUUUCUGCUUGGGAAAAACAUAAUCAGAAUAAACAAGCUGAAAGUAUCGAGAGGUUGAAACAGGAUGGAGAGCAAUUGGUAAGAGAAUUAAAAAAAAGGGUUUUGGUUUUAUUUAUUAAAAUGCAGAUCUCUUCCGAGUUUCGAGAAGAAUUUCAUACCUCAAAAAAGUGUUCUCUUUUAAAACUCAACAGUAGAAAUUCACUUUGAAAUUUUCAGAAAUUGAGAUUGGUCGACCUCUCCGAAUCAAGAACAAAAGUGGAAAAAGCGCUCAAAAAAGGAGAUGAGACAGCAAUUUCAUUGGAAAACCGAAUGAGAUCUCUAGCAUCUUCAACCGAGCAAAAAGAAAUGGUUAAAUUGAUGGUGAAGAUGGCGGAAAUUGAAGCUCAGAGUGAGUGGUAGCGGCGGCCAAAAUUGGAUUUUUCGAUUGUUUAUUUGUUUUUUUUCUUCCAGAAAUUUCCGCGUUGAGCGAUUUGGCAAUAAAAGGGAUUAUCAUGGAUAGAACCGAUACAUCUAUUGCGAAAUUGCAGAAAUAUGAAUUGAUUGCUGAUAAAUUAAUUGAUGGGAAUCUGGAUGAAGAAGAUCGGAAGAAAUUAGAAGAAGAGUAUCGAGUUAUCAAAAAUCAAUUUCAUUAUCAUUUGUUGCCAUUGAAAAAUAUUCAGUCAACAGUUUCAUGGAAUUCGUUAUUACUUCCAAGGAUCAAUAAUAACAAUAAUGACGAAAAAAUGCUUCCAACAAUUCGUAAAAAACGAGACUCGGUGGUCUUACCAAUUAUCGCUAAUGGAAGGGAGAAAUUCGCUACAACUGAUUCAAAUGAGGGUAUGUUUUUUUUUCCAUUUUUUUUAAUUCAAUUUUUAUAAUUCAAUUUCAAACAUUUACAGAAGACAACCGAGCACAAAGCGAUCGUUUGCCAAGUAUUUGA